UCCUCUUUGCUUGGGGGCGCCCAGGAGUGUCCGGCAGGGUGGCUGCGAGUUCGGGACCUGGCGCGACCUCGGGGCCGGGGCGCGGGGCAAGUUGCAGACCCCUCUUUGUGGAGGAUUGGUGGCUUCCAUCAAGAACUAACAGAGAAACGGAGGCCUUGUGAUGGCUACUAAAUUGGAAAACCACUGCCACUUGGGCUUCCAUGCUGCCACCCUGUUCCAUCAGGCCAGUUUGCCUCAGGUGAAAGUGGAAGCAGAAGAGAUUCCAGUUUCUGAUUUCAGAAAGGGCCACGGUGGAGACAAACAGAUAGAGGCACUAUGGAUGUCUCCACCACGUGCUAGUCCUGAAGUUUUGUCCCCUCAUGGGGCAGUCCAGUGGCUCGAGGAAAUAAAGAACUCAGCAGCAUUUGUAGAAGAUGGGCAGGAGUGUAUUCUGAAGAGUGCUCAACUUCCUCAGUUAUCUCCUGGGACUGAUGCUGAGAUCUACCUGGCCACGUUUGAGCAAGUGGCCUCAAUCUGUGGGUGGCCGAAAUCUGAGUGGGUGAUGCGGCUUGUGCCAUUGCUUACUGGAGAUGCCCAGCAAGCUUAUAACAGCCUAGAGCCCAUUGAUGCGGAGGACUAUGCAAAAGUGAAGACUGCCAUUCUGCGAGAGGACAUGGUUAGCACAGAGACCUGGCGCCAACGCUUCCGGCAGUUUGGCUGUCAUGAAGCUAGCGGGCCCCGUGAGGCCUGUAGCCUUCUGUGGGAACUUGGCCGUUGUUGGCUGAAGCCAGAGAGCCACACCAAGGAGCAGAUCCUGGAGCUGCUGGUUCUGGAGCAGUUCUUGAUGGUCUUGCCAGAGGAAAUGCAGAGAUGGGUGUUGGAGCAUCAACCAAAAACCUGUGCUCAGGCCGUGGACCUGGCAGAAGAGUUCCAAGAGGACACAAGACUCAAGGCCAAGGCUUCAGAAGAUCAGGCAGCUGUGUGUGUGAAGAUUGAGGAAGUGACCUCAGAGACAAUGGAUGCAGACCCUGUGAGGGAAUCUCCCCCUUCUCAGUUCUGUCCUGACAGGAGUGCCCAACAGGGAGAAGGACAGAUUGAGUACAAGUUAUCCCUUGUCUCUGGAAAGGAGCCACAAGAAAUGGGGGUAAAGACUUGUAGAACCACAUCAUGUGAGAAGCAGCGUGCUGUUAACUGGGGAGAGAAAGAGACCCGAGCUUUCCUGAGCAUCUGGGGGCAUGAGCACAUCCAGAAGAUUUUGCAGCACCAGUCUCAGGAUGAGGAGGUCUAUAAGAAGAUUGCUCUGCAAAUGAUAGCCCUGGGCUAUGACCGUGACUGGGAGCAAUGCCGCCAGCGUGCUAAAGAGCUUUGCCGGGGCUACAAAGACGUAAGAGACCAGAACUGGCACACUGGACGUGGGCGACAAAUGUGGCAGUAUUUUGAGGAUCUGGAUGCCAUUCUUGGCCCACUGUUGGAACUGGGUCACAGGUAUGAGAGAAACGAUGGUGCUGGCGAUUUAGGUGGGGACAUCUGCCUUGGAGGGUCCAUGGAGGCCGACUCCCAGAGCUCAGCUGAGCUUGCUGAUAUGGAACAGAAUGGCAUCUGGGCCAUGGAGCUCAAGGAAAGGAAGGAUAAUAGCCAGGCCCUCUUCCAGAGAGCUGCCAACUGGGGGGAAAAGGAAACGCGGGAUUUCCUUCGGAUUUGGGGGCAGAAGCGUGUCCAGAGACUUCUCCAUCAGCAGCACUGGAACGAGGGCAUCUAUAAAGAGGUUUCGGUGGAGAUGGCAGCCUUGGGCUACAGCAGGGACUGGGAGCAGUGUCGUCAGCGUGCAAAGGAUCUCCGGCGCGGCUACAAGGACAUUAAGGACCGCAAGAGGCGUUCUGCUCGUGGCCGUAAAGUUUGGCAGUACUUUGAAGAGCUGGAUGUGAUUCUGGGGCAGGGAGCAGAUUCCUUGCAGAACUGGAAAGAUGAUUUUAUGGACGAAGGGCUGUCCACACAGAACGCAAGCCCUGUGGGGGCUCAGGACUCUGAUCAGAUGGAUGGGAUGUCAGGUUCUAGCGAGGAGGUGGAGGACCUCCCGGUGCCCUGCCAAAGAGCCGAGAAAUGGGGGGAGAAAGAGACGCUGGACUUUCUGGGCAUUUGGGGUCAAGACCACAUCCAGAGCUUGCUCCAUCACCAUCAUCGGAAUGAGGAGGUUUAUAAGAAAAUAGCAGCAGACAUGGCCAUCUUGGGGUACGAGCGUGACUGGGAGCAGUGCCGCCAAAGGGCCAAAGAUCUUCGGCGGGGCUACCGGGAGGUGAAGGACCAAAACCUGUGCUCGAGACGGGGAAGGCAGAUGUGGCAGUACUUUGAAGAGUUGGACGGGAUAUUGAGGAGGUGGUAUGAAGUGGGCAGUGAGCAUGUCGAGGAGCAGGUGGGUUUAGAUGGUGCUUCUGGGGGGACCUGCACCCAGAAACACCAUCUAGGGCAUCAUGUUUCAUGCCACACUCACCCAGCUGAAAGGUCAAAUUCACCAGACACUUCAGCGUUGCAGGUUAAAGAGACUACGGACAGCAAUGGCCAUGCAGAGCAGGUUGGUGGCCAGACUCCUGCUCAGCGAGCUGCCAAAUGGGGGGAGAGAGAGACUCGGGAUUUCCUGAGCAUUUGGGGACAUGACAGUGUCCAAGGUCAGCUCCACCAACAGUACCGCAACGAGGAGGUCUACAAGCAGAUCGCAACACAGAUGGCUGCCCUGGGGUACGACCGCGACUGGGAGCAGUGCCGUCAGCGUGCCAAAGACCUUCGCCGCAGCUACCGGGAUGCUAAAGACCAGAACAGGCGCUACGGCCGUGGCCGUCAAGUGUGGCAGUACUUUGAGGAACUAGAUGCCAUCUUGGGCCGCUGGUCGGACAAAGGCAGUGGGCCCAAUGAGAGGGACAAAGGAGAAGAUGGCCCUGCCUUGGAACUUCACACUGGAGGAUCUGUAUCACUCUGUGUGUCCACAAGCAAUAUUGCUGGACCUGUCUUGUUAGAAACUCAGCUGCAGGGGCCUGCUAAGAGGGGAAGGGUACAAGUGGCUGAGGAAACGGCCAUGUUGGAUAGCUGUAGCUGCUGAACCAAGUCCUGCUUGUCCAUGUAGAACAGCUUUUCUCAACUUUU
This is a messenger RNA of Pogona vitticeps (central bearded dragon), 3114 nucleotides long. Its product is annotated as zinc finger and SCAN domain-containing protein 20. The record is from RefSeq and is a predicted model, not a curated record. Lineage: Eukaryota; Metazoa; Chordata; Lepidosauria; Squamata; Agamidae.